UCCAAAGCAAUCACAAACUAAGUUGGGUCCUACCAUGAAUUAUUGUUUUCUAUCUUCUCAGCAUCUUCCUUUUUGCUUCCGAAGACUGCGAAGACUUCUUUUUUCUUUUUUUGAGCUUGCAAAGUUAUUUGCUUCAAUCUAAUUGCAGCUUACAAAAAAUCUGUUUUUGCAAAUUAAUCAUUUUGCUCGAAUACUCUCUGUUGGCAGUUGUGAUAUCUGAGAGCUUCCCUUCAAUCUCAACAAAGAGGUCGAUGCCCUGAUUAUCUUUUGGAAGUUGGUUUGGUUCGUUUUUGCACGGAAAGAACAACGACAGCGAUCAAAGUGUCGGCAUAACAACUCGAGCUCAUAAGUUCAGAUUUCUGAACCUUCCCGUCAUAUCUAUUUCAACUUUGUUUUUUGAAAGACCAACUAUGGCUCUUGAACUGGUUGCUGGUGCUUUCCUCUCUGCUUCACUUGAGCUUUUGUUUUCCAAAAUGGAUUCUUGGGAGGUCGUUGAUUUCAUUCGUGGAAAGAAGAUUCGUGGAAAGAAGAUCGAAGAAGGGCUCAGGAAGUUGAAGACCAUGUUAUUGACAGCUAACCAAGUACUGAACGAUGCUGAGAGGAAACAAAUCACUGAUGGAGCUGUGAGGGAGUGGCUUCAGGAGCUCAAAGAUGCAAUCUACGAUGCAGAGGACUUGGUUUCUGAGAUCAACAAUGAAGCUUUGCGAUCCAAGCUGGAAGCUAAUCAAUCUAGAAGACGGAAAAUUCUGCUCAAGGUACGCAAGGUACGCAACUUCCUACCAUCUAGAUUCGAUGUUAAGAAAGUAGAAGAGAGGAUAGCGAAUAUCAUUAGCACCCUGCAAUUUAUUCUGGAACAAAAGGAUGGCCAUCGUUUGAUUGAAGGUGUCGAAACCAGACCUUUUCGAAGGAUAUCUGAAGCUACUUUGGUUAAAGAAUCUGAUAUUUAUGGGAGGGAUGAUGAUAAGGAAGCCAUCAUGAAGUUGCUGUUAUCUGAUCAUCACGUGGGUGGUGAUAAAAUAUGUGUAAUUCCCAUCGUUGGCAUGGGUGGGAUUGGCAAGACCACCCUUGCUCAGCUUGUUUACACGGGUAUUGACAACAAAAUCAUGGAGAAACCUUUUGAUGUCAAAGCGUGGAUCACAGUAUCUGAGGAAUCUGAUGUAUUUACCUUGACAAAAAUGAUUUAUCAGGCUGUUACUGAAUCAGAAAACUGCAGUAUCACAGAAACAUUUCAACUUCAAAAAAAACUAGAGCAGCUUUUGGAUGGAAAAAAAAUUCUCCUUGUCCUUGAUGAUAUAUGGAAUGUGAACUAUCAAACUUGGUGUGCAUUAAAGAUUCCAUUUGAUUCUGCUGCAAAUGGAAGUAAAAUCAUCAUGACAACACGCAAUGAAAACAUUGCAUCGAAGAUUGGUAAUGUCCCAAAGCAUGAACUGCAAACGAUAUCGGAUGAAGAUUCUUGGCAGUUAUUUUCAAAACAUGCUUUCAGUAGUGUAGAGCCAACAGCAUAUCCAGAUCUUUUGGAAGUAAUUGGUAGAAAAAUCGUAAAAAAAUGCAAAGGUCUACCUUUAGCAGUAAAGUCACUAGGUGGUCUUUUGCAUUUGGAACUAGAUCCCAAGGCUUGGGAAAACAUACUAGAGAGUGAUAUAUGGGAGUUACCUCAACAAGAGAAUAAUAUUCUUCCAGCUUUAUGGUUGAGUUAUUACUAUCUGCCUCCACGUUUAAAACGAUGUUUUGCUUAUUGCUCAAUAUUUCCUAAAGAUUAUACAAUUGAAAAGGGAAAAUUAAUUAGACUAUGGAUGGCAGAAGAUCUUUUGCAACCCCAAAGAAACAAGCCACUAGAAGAAGUUGGAAAUGAAUAUGUUAAAGAUCUAGUAUCGAGGUCAUUCUUUCAUGUUUCCUCAUUUGAUGGACUUACCAUGCAUGAUCUUCUGAAUGAUCUUGCUCAAUUUGUAUCAGGAGAAUCUUGUUUGACGUUGGAUGACAACUACUCAUGGGGCAUUAUGACAAAAAAGACUCGUCAUUUAUCACUUUUGAUGCAUCAGUCCUAUGAUAUCAAGAAACUAAGAGCUGGUUGUGAAAAUAAGGUUUUGCGCGCUUUGCUAGUAUUAGAUGCUGGUUCUAUAUCCAAAGAACAAUACGACAAAAGUUUUCCACAAUUGCAAUCAAUGCAAUACCUAAGAGUGCUUUCUAUGCCUAAAAAUUCAUUUACACAUAGGAAUCCUCUUAGUACAAAGGUUUUUGAUUCAAUGGGUGGUUUAACGCUUUUACGGUAUUUGCAUUUGUCUGGUUCUGAAAUUAAAAAAGUACCUGAUAUAAUUUGUUCAUUGUACAAUUUGCAGACACUAAUACUGCAUUUUUGUCUUGAACUUAGUCAGUUGCCAGAUACGAUUGACAAUUUGAUGCAUUUAAGGUACUUAGACUUAUCUCGUAGUGCAAUUAGAAGGAUACCUGACAGGGUAUGUAAUUUGCACGACUUGCGUACUUUAAAGUUAAAUGGUUGUAGACAGCUUACUCUUUUACCAUCCAAUAUCACAAUGCUAAGCAAUUUGCAACAUCUCGACAUUGAUGGGACAAGUUUAAGAGAGAUGCCACCACAACUCUCAAACUUGAAAAGUCUGGAAAGUUUAGGACAGUUUGCUGUAGGCAAAAACAUCGAAUCCAAUAUUAAAGAGCUAAGUAAAUUUCAAAAUCUGGGUGGUAAAUUGUGCAUUACAAAUCUUGAGAAUGUAGUAAAUGUUGAAGAUGUUUCGGAGGCCAAUUUGAAGGAUAAGAAGCUUAUUCGUGAACUGCUCUUGGAGUGGAAGGGUGAUAGUACUCAAGAUUCACAUGAAGCAUGGAAGGUACUUGAGACACUUCAACCUCACACGGCUAAUCUAGAAUAUUUGGAAAUCAGAAAUUAUAAAGGUAGAAGCUUCCCAGGUUGGAUAGGACAUCCUUCAUUCUCUUGUUUAGGUUCUGUGGAGCUAUCUAAUUGUAAAAAUUGUUGUUGGUUGCCACCUCUGGGCCAGUUACCUUCCUUGGGAUCGUUAUCGAUUAGAGGAUUUGAUAUGGUGGAGAGAAUAGGCAAUGAAUUUUUUUAUGAUGGUUUUUCUUCAGUUGACAGUAAACCAUUCAAGUCGUUAUGUAGUUUAAGUUUUUCGAAUAUGCCACGAUGGAAGGAGUGGUCAUUGAUGGGAUGUAGCAAAGAGAGUUGUGGUGGAGUUUUCUUAAAUCUCGAGGGUCUCUGGUUUUCAGAUUGUCCAGAGCUAAAUGGUGCUUGCAUACCAGAUUAUCUUCCAUCCUUGACACAUCUUUCAAUUAUUCAAAGUAGUGACGACCUGGUGGGUUCAUUAUCAAGGUGUGAAUGUCCAUCGCUUGACAAGUUGUAUUUAAGAUGUUGUCACACAAUGAAGUCGUUUCCUCAAGGGAGAUUGCCUUCCCACAUUAAAAGUAUUCAGAUAGAUGAAUGCAGUGAAUUGGUGUCAUUGUCGGAAGAGGGUUGGCCAUGCCAUUUAAACUCACUUGAUAUCAGCCAGUGUGAAAAGGUUUCGGGAGGCAAUCUGCGGAGGCUCGUUUCUCUUACUUCUCUGAAGCUACAAUGUCUGCCAAACCUCAAAUCCCUAGAUGGGAUUGGACACCUCGUCUCCCUUGGAGAAUUGUACAUUUAUUCAUGCGAUCAGCUGCAAUGCCUGGUAGAAGAAGAUGAAGGGCUGCCUACCUCUCUCACUUCUAUCAAGCUCAGUAAUCUUCCAAACCUCAAAUCGCUAAAUGCCAACGCCUUUCGAAACCUUACCUCCCUUCAAAGUUUGAUGAUUACUCGGUGCGAAAAGCUCCUGUGCUUGCCAGAAGAAAGGCUGCCACAAUCUCUUUCUGUGUUGGAUAUCAGAGGCUCUAAUUUACUAAUUCCACGGUGCCAGAAAGAGACAGGGGAAGAUUGGCCCAAGAUUGCUCAUGUCCCUCGCAUAAUAUAUACACUUGAAGAUUUAAAAGACAUACGGUGACGUGUUCUACACACAAUUGUCCAUCUCUAAAAGUUUUCAGGUAUUUUUUUUUUUUUUAAAUACUCUUUCUAAUAUACUAUUUUAUUUUUUCCCCAGUUGAACUCAAUAUAAUCACCAUUGGUUCUAAAAAUUCUCUGUAAAAUUAAAUUUUUUUUGAUAAAUGCCGUUUGACUCAUCUGAAAAGGAUUUGUUGGCAUACAUUCUCAAUUAGAUUACUCAAGUUUUCAAAAUUUUUGCUUCAGAUUGUUUAAAUUUAUUGUGAUCAUCAUCAUCCGACAUCUCUCCCCUGCUUAUCCUACAAUAUAUAAUUUUAUUUUCCAGUUCAAAAUAUUUGAACUCUCACUGCCACUGUAAAGUGUUUCUGAUAAAAACCACUGAAUAAUCUUCUCUCCUCUUUUCCUUCAAAUAAAAGUAGUUGUACUUGAUAUAAUGUUAACUUGCUGACCGUUUCUUCACUCUCUGCCUCAAGCCCAGCAGUAAUAUAUCCACUAUUAUCUCCCAGCAUUUGAUUUAUUUUUGUUGUCUUGAUAUGUUACAACUUAUGAACUCUUUUCCUCACUGUUUUAAUUAAGAUUUCAUUUCCAACUUCUCUUAAUUGUAGUUACAAUUUUGGGAGCAAACAUUUUGUUUUCCUAGAUCUUCUUGACCAUUCCAGUGUAGUCUACAUGUGACUACUUUAUCUGCUAUCAUAAAUCUCUUUGAUUGUUUCAUAGUGCUUUUGAGAUUCGAACUCUUACCCAUGAAACUGUUGAACUUUCAUUUCUUGUAAUCCAACAAUUAAAUAGUCUUCUUGCUGUGAGCAUCCCCUGCGAAACCGUUUUACUUCAGAUGUAAAAGUUUCCAAAGAUGGACUUUCUUAACUCAUUCAGGAAUUUACAUGAUGUAUGGCCAAAUUGUAAUAUCUUUAGAGCUAUUGGUUACCAAUCUCAGUCCCCUCGGGAUUUCAAUAAUACCAAGCUUUUACUUUAGCUUGAGGGCAGAUAUCAACUUACAACAUCUUUUGACCAUUCAGUCUUCAGGCUCUCAGAAGAUGGACUUUCUUAUCUUAUUCAGAAAUUUAAUUUAGUGUGUUUAAAGAAUAUGACAACAUUUUAUUUGCCUAGUGGGUUGCAAUUGUCAGACCCCUCUGACUGAUCUCAACAAGGCAAAGCUUCUAUUUAGUUAUGGGGGAGAUCUCCAACUUACAAAUUGCGCAACUUUCUUGGUUGCUGAUGCUGCAGUAGUACUAUUAGAUUCUCUAAUCUUAUUCAAUAGCUAACGGAAUUUAAACAUGCAUUCAACGUACAGCAAAUAUUCCUUUUAUUUCCUUACUAAUGUUGAUGUUCUUGCUUUCCAUGCAGUAAAAGAUUGUGUAAUUGCCUAACGUUUAAGAAUGUAUUUCAGCACCUUAUAAGCGAAAA
Molecule: messenger RNA, 5377 nt
Organism: Ziziphus jujuba (common jujube)
Lineage: Eukaryota; Viridiplantae; Streptophyta; Magnoliopsida; Rosales; Rhamnaceae
Product: putative disease resistance RPP13-like protein 1
Exons: 7
Coding region: 411-3977 (1188 amino acids)
Biological process (GO): defense response to other organism
Molecular function (GO): ADP binding
Source: RefSeq, a predicted model, not a curated record